CUUCUUCUCCACGCCUCGGCAUCCUCCUGACCUCCUCCGCCUCCCACCGUCUCCCCCACCUUUCCCAAAUUAGCACCGCCCCCGCCUCCAAUCCCACCACCGCCACCCUCCCUCAAACCAAGCCGAGCCGCCCGAAUCCGGCACCGCCCGCCCGCUUAUAGCCCGGCCUGACCGCCCCGCACCGACCCCGCGCCCCGCUCGCCCCCGCGCCCCGCUCGCCCCCCUCCUCGUCCGCCUCCUCCGCCCACGCGCCCCCGUCUCCUCCGGUCGACGCCUCGCGCGGGGGGGAGGAGAUGGCCGCAGCGGCCGCCGCGGCGUGCAGGCGAGGCAUGCUCCUGCACAACCACCACCACCAGUGGCCGACGCGGCGGGCCGGCCCCGCCGCCGCCCGCAGCAUCUCGCAGCUCGUCAAGACCAACGGCCGCCGCGCCUUCCUCGUCGACACCCUCGCCCUGGUGAGGAAGCUGGAGUCGCAGGGCGUCCCGACCAAGCAGGCGGAGGCCAUCACAUCCGCCAUCACGGAGGUCCUCAACGACAGCCUCGAGAGCAUCUCCGAGUCCUUCGUCUCCAAGGCCGAGAUGCAGAAGAGUGAGAUGCUGCAGGAGGCCAAUAUCUCCAAGUUCAAGUCACAAGUGCAGAGCUCGCAGGAAAACCAUUUCUCUUUGUUACAGCGGGAGACUGAAAAACUCCGUGGAGACAUUGAUAAGAUGAGGAGUGAACUGAAGUAUGAGAUUGACAAGGUCACUGCAGGGCAGCGGUUGGAUCUGAACCUUGAAAGAGGGCGCAUACGUGAUGAGCUCGCCAAGCAGAAUGAAGAAACCACAGAUCUCACCACAAAGCUUGACAAGGAAAUUCAUUCACUGAAGGCCCAGCUGGAGGCAGCAAAGUAUGAUGUCAUCAAAUACUGCAUAGGUACCAUCGUUUCGAUAUCAGCCGUUGGACUCGCCGUUCUCCGCAUCGUGAUGUGAACCCGACGACAUGUUCUUUCGUUUACCCAUUUAUCCAUGGAGGCCACAAAGAGGAUAGUUCCGAUUCUGUUCCUAGUUUUUUCAAUGGGGGCAAAACUUGGUCAGGGGAAUGCUGUAACAUCUGUUAGAGUGAAAAAGUUCCUCAAGACCUGUAAGAUAGAUCGACCUGCAGAAGGAAUAUACAACCGAAAUGAUUCUUUACCUGUGCUUGAGCUUCGUGGUAUUGUCGCUUAACUAGCAUGCUUCCCCAAUCUCUGCCGACGCGGAAGUCACUGUUGUGUUGCAAUUAACACGCUGUGGACAUCUAAUCCUAGCAAUGAAGGAAGACCUGAUAUUUCCCUA
Molecule: messenger RNA, 1310 nt
Organism: Triticum aestivum (bread wheat)
Lineage: Eukaryota; Viridiplantae; Streptophyta; Magnoliopsida; Poales; Poaceae
Product: protein FMP32, mitochondrial
Exons: 7
Coding region: 294-968 (224 amino acids)
Cellular component (GO): mitochondrion
Source: RefSeq, a predicted model, not a curated record